GAUUUCAUUGGCCGCCAGCUCUAUGAUUACUUUGUAGCAGCGGAUUUCAGUUGGUGCCCGGUACGGUAUAGUAUAGUGCAUCUACGAAUUUACGUUUCUGUGUUUGCGUUGCUGUCAAUCUCAGCAGCUGGAAGGCUAUACUCCUGGAUUAUCUGAAACUACGGUAUUGUCAUUUAGUUUUGUGAGCUUUUUAUAUUGCGUUUGUAUACGCAUUGGACCGUAUGGAGGGAUGUCGCGAUGAUGGUCUGCUCUAGGAGAACCAAAACUUUGGUGUCGACAUGCGUAAUUUUGAGUGGCAUGACCAAUAUUGUCUGUCUUCUCUACGUCGGCUGGAUCACUAAUUAUGUGGCCAAUGUGAGCACCAAAGUCUCAGAGCCAGAACCGGAGAGAAAGUUUGAAGAUGACAACAAGGGAGAAACUCUGAAGAUUAUAGAGCGACUGGACCGACUGGAAAAUGUGGUCAACCAACACAUUCAAGAGGUGCCCCAGAAGGGUAGUGAUGAAAAAGUAGGGGAGUCCCUCUCAGACUCCUCCCUGUUUGUCCGCUGGGGUCAUGACCUUGGUCCUGAGAGUCGUCGUGUGGCGCUGCAGAAGUUCCAGUACUACGGCUACAACGGUUACCUCAGUGACCGCCUCUCUCUGGCCAGACCCAUCCCAGACCUCAGACCUGAUGGGUGCAGAAACAUGUCGUACCCCACCAAUCUCCCACAAGUAAGUAUCAUAUUUAUCUUUGUGAAUGAGGCCCUGUCGGUCAUCCUGCGUUCCAUCCACACAGCCAUGAACAGGACUCCCUCCCACCUCCUCAAGGAGAUCAUCCUGGUCGACGACAACAGCAACAAUGCUGAGCUGAAGGAGAACCUGCAGAACUUUGUGAAGGAAACCAACUCCCAGCGGCCAGACUUCAUCAAGGUGGUCCGCCACGACAAGCAGGAGGGGCUGAUCCGCUCCAGAGUCAGUGGGUGGAGGGCCGCCAGCGCCCCUGUCGUUGCCCUGUUCGAUGCCCACGUGGAGUUCAACAUUGGAUGGGCCGAGCCCAUUCUUCUCAGGAUCAAGGAAGACAGAACGCGCAUCGUCUCGCCGUCGUUUGACAACAUCAAAUAUGACACGUUUGAGAUCGAGGAGUAUCCACUGUCUGCUCAGGGCUUCGACUGGGAGCUGUGGUGUCGCUACCUGAACCCACCCAAAGCCUGGUGGGCCCAGUACAACCACACCGCCCCUAUCAGGAGCCCAGCUCUUAUUGGCUGUUUUGUGGUGGACAGGAAGUACUUUGAGGAGAUUGGCCUAUUGGAUGAGGGAAUGGAGGUCUAUGGUGGAGAGAAUGUGGAGCUUGGCAUCAGGGUAUGGCAGUGUGGAGGCAGUGUGGAGGUCCUGCCCUGUUCUCGGAUAGCCCAUAUCGAGCGUGCUCACAAGCCCUACACUCAAGAUCUGACUGCUCAUGUGCGACGGAAUGCGCUUAGGGUGGCUGAGGUGUGGAUGGACGAGUACAAGAACCACGUUUACAUGGCCUGGAACAUUCCUCCACAGGACUCAGGGAUUGACAUAGGGGACCUCACGGAGAGGAAGGCUUUGAGGAGCAGACUGCAGUGUAAAUCUUUCAGCUGGUUCUUGGCGAACAUCUACUCAGAGAUGAGAACCUACAGUGACACUGUUGCUUAUGGAGUGUUAAAGAACAUGCUGAGGAGUGACCUGUGUCUAGACCAGGGGCCUGACUCAGACAACAUCCCCAUCCUGUACCUCUGUCACGGGAUGACACCACAGUUACAUUCCAAUCUUCAAUACUACUGAGCCCAGAGGCAGUGUGUUUUACGACCGCCAUAAAGCGGGAGAGAGAGAGGGCACUGUAGAGCGGACCCACUGCAACCUGAUCCUUCAGAUCUUCACAGGAGAGUUAUGACAGUGGUGAAUGUCAUUGACCAUGAACCAGCAACCAAUCAGAGUGAUGGCUUGUCUACUAUGGAGGAGGUAGAAGAGUAUUUCCUUUGGGAACGGAUGGACUGCUAUGCCACCAGGAAAUUCCUCGCCUCCAGUAGCGAUGUGUGGGUAAAAUCUCUGGGGAAGCCAAGCCAGAAAAAAAGCCAUAUUACAACCUGUGUUGUGAAAAUUGCGUUGUUUGCUUUGUAACCUGUUAGACCUAUAUCACGGUGGCAAGGCAUAUGAACUAAGGCCCAGACAAUAAUACGACGCAGUGGCAGAAUAAAUUCAACCACACCUUUUUUGUUUCAUCACAAAACCAGAAGGCAACCUAUGUUCGGUGAAGUCCACAAAGCAAUUAGCUUUUAACAAAGUUACUUGACCUUCUGCAUGGUCAAGCAAGUUAAUGUUACCCCCUAAAAUACACCUUUUGAUUUUGUUCAUUUUAAGACCUAUUGUUUGGAACAACGUACUCUACAAGUACAUUACAUUUCCAGAAUGGGCUCUGUGCUAAUUCUGAAGUUAUGAAAAAUGUUAUUAGCACUACCAACACAGUGAAUGGUAAAUGUAUUCAAAGGGAAGUCUCUCUGCUGGUGAUUUGCUGACUGUGCAAUCCUAAAGGAGGCUUGUGAUUGGUUAAUUACCUAGUAUGUACAUUUCUAUGUAUAAAAUGGGUUACAUCAAUAAAAGUACCAGAGAGCUCUCCCAGGAAAUGUGGUGUUUGAAGAGUAUGUUCCAAAUAUAAUUUCUUUAAGUAAGAAAUAUCAAAAAGGGUCGUUUUAUGAUAUUCAUAUUUUUAUUGAAUAAAUUAAUGUGAACGUUUUUAUUUCAGAAUCUAGACAAACUCCAUAUUUGAGAACAUUAUAAGGAGUAUAAUGACACCAAGAUGUUGUCUGUAUAAUGUACGGUUCACGGAUCAUAAGGUCUUAUAGGAGGCAUGUAUAUACAGGAGGUCUAAAAAAAAAUACCUAAAAUGGCCACUUAAAAAAAUCUGAUGUAUGGUUUGUGAUGCAAAUGUAAAAAGCAUGUCUAACAUCCUUCCACCCAAUUAAGUUUCUAUGUGAGAAUUGCUGAAACAACAUUCUGAGAUACCAAAAAUAUUUUUUUUGCUCCGGCUGGCAUGGAGUCGCCCCAUUAGAACUGGUGUUACCUAGGAGACCAGACCCUAGACUGUGUGGAGAUAUGGAGAAAAUCCCAAUUGGCACUGCACUGGGUGGGAGAAACCUUUUAGGGAUCCAUAUUUCUUAUCAAUGAGCACUCUACAGAUUACUGCAGAGUGAAGGGGAGACCUAACUGCAGAAAAAACACUGAAAGAAAUGUGUAAUUCUGUCUUGACUGGUUUGAUCUAUACUGUAGUACUACCUAAGGUGGUAUCAAGGCACAAGGUGAGACCCAAAUGCAGAAACAGGAGGCAGAUGGUUGGAGUCUUACAAUGUUUAUUAAUCCAAAGGGGUGGUUGUUUUCAGUCAUCUGUUACACUUGUUGUAAGUUACUUUGGCAUCUUUGCUAAUUAUUGCAUUGAUAUGAUAUCUGUGUGAAAUCAGUUUCAUAAUGAAGGAUUGAGAGUUGGCUCGGAUAAUUGACAGCACCAUCUCUUCCUUGCCUAGCAUAUGAACAGAAACGUGACUGUCAG
This is a messenger RNA of Salvelinus fontinalis (brook trout), 3544 nucleotides long. Its product is annotated as polypeptide N-acetylgalactosaminyltransferase 18-like. The record is from RefSeq and is a predicted model, not a curated record. The transcript is spliced from 10 exons. Gene Ontology annotation, cellular component: Golgi apparatus. Bases 238 to 1785 code for a protein of 515 amino acids. Lineage: Eukaryota; Metazoa; Chordata; Actinopteri; Salmoniformes; Salmonidae.